Messenger RNA from Penicillium diatomitis, 1848 nucleotides. Its product is annotated as FAD-linked oxidoreductase. Lineage: Eukaryota; Fungi; Ascomycota; Eurotiomycetes; Eurotiales; Aspergillaceae. The transcript has a single exon. Bases 1 to 1848 code for a protein of 615 amino acids. Gene Ontology annotation, molecular function: oxidoreductase activity; FAD binding. The record is from RefSeq and is a predicted model, not a curated record.
AUGAUCGGCCCCCUCUUACUGCCACUGCUUUUCACUGCAGUAAUCGGGUCUCCCCAUCACAAUGAGUGUCGUUGUCGGCCCACUGACAGAUGCUGGCCAUCCACCAAGGAGUGGACAGCGUUGAACAAGACCCUCAAUGGGAACUUGGCUGCAGUGCGGCCAGCUGCGUUCGUCUGUCACGUCCCUGAUUAUAAUGCCGAGGCGUGUCAAGUUGUCAAAGAUUCAUGGUCAAACUCCGUCUGGCGCUCCUCACAGGCAGGGGCAAUCCAAUGGGAAAAUUGGGAAGCUUGGCCGGAGCGCGACCAGUCAUGCUACGUCGAGUCUCCCGAGGAUAGUGUCUGUCAGCAAGGUCGCAUCUCGCUGUUCUCAGCAAAUGUGCAAAACGCAAAGGAUAUUCAACAUGCCGUCCGGUUUGCAGGUAACCACAACCUGCGACUUGUCAUCAAGAAUAGCGGACAUGACUUUUUGGGACGCUCAGCGGCGCCCGAGUCUCUGCAAAUUCUGACACAUAGUAUGACGGACAUUGAGAUGCUGGACAACUUCAUUCCCAAAGGUGGGAAAAAAAGCGAAGGCACUGCAAUGAGAAUUGGCGCCGGUGUGCAACUGCCUGAGAUGUACGUUGCAGCUGCCAAGCAGGGCCGCGCUAUCGUGGCUGGCGCUGCCCAUACAGUCGGUGCAGCGGGCGGAUACAUUCAAGGAGGCGGCCAUUCUCCCUUUGGGCAGUGGAAAGGCCUGGCAUCCGAUAAUGCAUUGGAGUUUGAAGUGGUCGUGGCCGAUGUAAGUCCCUUUGACCGGCAGAACCUCCGAAAGAAACCCCGUAUCAAGCCUGGUCCAGUAGCUGACAAACGGAAUCAGGGAUCGCUGGUCACUGCGAAUGCGUACCAAAAUAGGGACCUGUUUUGGGCAUUGAGAGGUGGCGGUGGUGGAACCUUUGGGGUCGUGACUCGUGUUACCAUCCGAACAUUUGAAGACGUCCCAGUUGUCGCAUACAACUUUAACAUGACGACUGCGGGUGGUGAUCCCCGUUUCUGGGACGUUUUCGCAGAGUGGCAUUCGGCGCUUCCUUCAAUCAAUGACGGCGGAGGCUCGGGUUAUUACUAUGGGUUUCCAAAUCUGCCUUUGAGCGCAACCGAGAGCGUAUCCACGAUAUUUGCGUUGUUGUUCUUCACCGAGAAAACUAGCGUCGCCGAAGUCGAUGCGCUGUUCCAGCCACUCGCCUCCAAGCUGCGUCAGAUGGGCAAUGUGCAGGUCGUGAACGAGUCUAUUGCGUUCCCAUCUAUUAUUUCGACCGUUUCCACCUUGAUCCUCGGUGGCUCGGCUGAUAGCACGGGCCGGACCUCGAUGUUGGCUUCUCGACUCUAUUCGAAAGACCUCAUGUUGACCCCCAAUGGGCCUCAGCGGCUGGCGAACGCGAUCAAGAGUAUCAAGUGGGAUCCUGGACAUGAGUUCAUCGGCCACGUCGUGGCCGGGGGCGCUGUUGCUAGAAACGGGGAGACGAUUGACAGUGCCGUCAACCCAGCCUGGCGCAGGACUAUCUCGCAUCUGCUGUUUGCGAGAUCAUGGAAGGCCGCUGAGACAACGCCCGCUCAGCAGGCGGCGAUCAUAAGGAACAUGACCGAUGUAGAGAUACCGAUCCUUCGUUCCGUGGAAGGAGAGGAUCAGAUGGGAGCGUAUCUGAACGAGGCCAACGGGUAUGAGCCAGACUUUCAGGCCUCGUUCUGGGGUCGCAACUACCCGCGUUUGUAUCGCAUCAAGCAAAAGUGGGAUCCUGAGGGGCUUUUCAUCACCCGCAAGGGAGUCGGUAGUGAGGAUUGGGAUGACGCGGGCCUGUGCCGUAGGGGACACUAG